AUGGAUACUCAAAACAAAUGCAUAGCCCUCAUUUGUUGGGCUCAAAAGAUGAUUUUUGGUAGUUUGCAUGCUGAAGAAGCAGAAGCUAGAGUUGAGUGGCGUGAUGUGCAAUCAGCCUUCCAAAAUCGAAUCAGGACAGGUGUGGUUGUUAACAUAAAACAUGUGGAUAUAUUGAGUUUUUUUAAUGAUGCACUGAAGCUCUUCAAAGAUAAGACACAAGCAUGUUUAGAAGAAUAUAAUGUGGUGAAAAUCAAUUCGGAUUUUAUUUCAGAAUUUACAAUGCAAAAAAAUGGUGAAGAAACGACAGAUAUUAAAUAUUUUACGAGUGAGAGUGCUACAGUAUACAUGUCAACAGAUUUAGAGAAAUGGUUUACAGACAAUAUUAAAGAGCCCAUUCUUUCGCAAUUAGAAGAAUUUCAAGAAAAGGAUUCAGGCUGGACACUGAAGAUAAAUGUAUACAUGCUUAGAAAGUAUGGCCACAAAUUCGAAGUAACACCUUGUCAUAUUACGACAGAGAAGAAGGAAAAACAUGCAAACCUUCUCAUCAUUCAAGAUUUUUAUAUAGAUGAGCAUGAAGAAAAUAAUCGUGCUGAUGAAGGUGACAUGCCUAAAUAUCAUUACGUUUGGAUAAAAAAUUACAGUAAGAGUGAAAAGGUUCCUUUUGUUAUUUAUGCGGAUUUUGAAUGUUUAUUGAAACCUACUGAGAAUGAGAAUGCUUUCCAACUUCACGAAGCAUACAGCAUAGGAUACUUCAUAAAAUGCAGUUUUGAUGAUAGCUUAUCUGGCUAUAGAUCAUACAGAAGAAAAAAUGAAGAAGAAGAGACAGCUGCAGCAUGGUUUGUUCAAGAAUUAAAGUCAAUUGGUGAAAAAAUUGACGUACUCUACAAGAAUCCAAAACCAAUGAGACUUACAGAUUUAGAGGAAAUAUCUUUUCGGAGAUCAUCAACUUGUCAUAUAUGUCGGAAACCAUUCACUAGUGAAGAACUUGCUGUACGAGACCAUUGUCAUCUCACAGGGCGUUUCAGAGGUGCAACUCACAAUUCUUGUAAUUUGGAUUAUAAGGAUUCAAGAUUCAUUCCUGUGGUUUUUCAUAACCUCAAUUACGACACUCAUUUUAUUUUAAAGGAGAUUGCUACUUCUACGUUGAUGAGAGGACGAAUUCAUAGAUUCUUGGCGUUUUCUACCUUCAUCAUUGGAAAAGCUUGCAUCAUAUCUGAAAAAGUACCAAUAGCAGUAAAGGAAUUUCGAUCAGAUGGACUUACAGAUGAAAAGAUAGAUCUCCUUCGACGAAAAGGUGUAUUUCCAUAUGAUUUUGUAAAUGGAUUAGAUAAGUUGACGACUACAAAAUUGCCAGAAAAGAAUGAUUUUUAUAAUAAGCUAACAGAUUCUCAAAUUGCUGAAGAAGACUAUAAGCAUGCUGUCCAAGUUUGGAAUAAGUUCAAUAUUAGUACGUUGGGAGAAUAUUCAGAUCUUUAUCUGAAAACUGAUGUUUUACUAUUGGCCGAUGUUUUCGAGAGUUUUCGAGAAACAUCUCUUAAAGCCUAUGAUUUAUGUCCCGCUCACUUUUAUACGACUCCUGGACUAACUUUUUCAGCAGCUUUAAAAAUGACAAAGGUAGAAUUGGAGCUUCUUACAGAUAUUGACAUGCUAAUGUUUAUCGAAUCGGGCAUUCGAGGUGGAAUAAGUCAGUGUUGUAAUCGAUAUGCCAAGGCAAAUAAUCCAUAUAUGGGUUCUUCAUACGAUAAGGAUCAGAAAACAAAGACUCUCUUAUAUUUUGAUAUCAACAAUCUUUAUGGAUGGGCAAUGGUACAGCCUUUACCAGUUGGAAAAUUUGAAUGGAUUGAUUAUGAGAAAAAUCCAAGUUUUUUCAAUACACCACCAGAUUCUGAUAUAGGCUAUUUUGCUGAAGUUGACUUGGAGUAUCCUGAAGAAAUACAUGAUGAUCAUAGGGAUUUACCUUUUUGCGCAGAACAUCUUGCACCACCUGGUUCAAAGCAGAAGAAACUUCUCACGACUUUGAAUGACAAGAAAAGGUAUGUCAUUCAUUAUCGAGCACUUAAGCAGGUCUUAGAUAAUGGACUUCGAUUAAAAAAGGUGCAUAGGAUUUUGAGUUUUGAGCAGAGGGCGUGGCUCAAACCAUAUGUUGAAUUUAACACAGAAAAGCGAAAGCAAGCAAAGAAUGAGUUUGAAAAACUCUUCUACAAAUUGUUAAUUAAUGCAGUCUAUGGAAAGUGUAUUGAACGAGAGCGGAAACGUGUAGAUGUGCGAUUAGUAAAUAAAUUUACAGGCAGAUACGGAGCAGAAGCACGCAUAGCUCUACCAAAUUUUCACAGUUGUGCAAUCUUCGAUGAAAAUUUGGUUGCCAUACAGCUGAAGAGGACAAGUAUUACAAUCAAAAAACCAAUAUACGUUGGUCUCUCAAUUCUAGAUUUGUCAAAAACAUUAGUAUAUGAUUUUCAUUAUUCAUAUAUGAAAAAGCGAGUUGGAGAAAAAUGCGAACUCCUGUAUACGGAUACUGAUAGUUUAAUAUAUGAAGUUGAGGAUAUAGAUAUGUAUCAAAUAAUGAAAGAAGAUGUACAUAAAUUUGAUACUUCUGAUUAUGAUGAAAAUAAUCAGUUUGGAAUUCCACGUGUUAAUAAAAAAGUUCCUGGAUUGAUGAAAGACGAAUGCUGUGGUAAGAUUAUGACAGAAUUCAUUGGUUUAAGAAGCAAAAUGUACAGUAUUUUGAUUAAUGGAGCCGCGACAGUGAAAAAAGCUAAAGGUAUAAAAUCUAGUGUUGUAAAAAAAUCAAUCACGUUUGAAGAUUAUCGAAAAUGCCUUCAGGAUCUUGUUAUUAUAAAACGUGAGCAGUGUAAUAUUCGUUCAAAAUUACACAUUGUGCAUACUGAAAAACAGGAAAAAAUUGCUCUAAGUCCACACGAUGAUAAAAGAUUCUUAUUGCCUCAUAGUACUGACACUUUGCCUUGGGGACAUUACAAAAUUAUGGAAGAACAGAUGGCGCAAGCUGCUAUGCAAGUAGAGGGAGAUGCGGUGGAGGGGAUUGUGGUGGAGGAGAGGGGCAACAAUGGCGAAGGACGAAAAAGAGAGGGAGAAAAGGAGUUUAUGCACGAGUGGGAUCCAUCAUUGGAUAGGUUAGGAACUGAACAAGGAGUGAGAAAUGAUAUAUUACUAGAGGCUAUGGAAGGGGCAGAAAUUGUGGUGGAACGGGCUAUAUGA
Molecule: messenger RNA, 3216 nt
Organism: Nasonia vitripennis (jewel wasp)
Lineage: Eukaryota; Metazoa; Arthropoda; Insecta; Hymenoptera; Pteromalidae
Exons: 7
Coding region: 1-3216 (1071 amino acids)
Source: RefSeq, a predicted model, not a curated record